Molecule: messenger RNA, 2537 nt
Organism: Spirodela intermedia
Lineage: Eukaryota; Viridiplantae; Streptophyta; Magnoliopsida; Alismatales; Araceae
Source: the annotation of a GenBank genome assembly
AUGCCUGAUAAACAAUUCUUCACCGAUUAUAGUGAGGCUACAAGAUAUCAAAUCCAGGAGGUUAUUGGCAAGGGAAGUUAUGGUGUGGUGGGGGCUGCCCUGGAUCUGCACACUGGUGAGAGGGUAGCAAUCAAGAAGAUAAAGGAUGUAUUUGAGCAAGUUUCUGAUGCCACCCGCAUUCUGAGGGAAAUAAAGCUCCUCCGGUUGCUGCGCCAUCCAGAUAUUGUAGAGAUAAAGCACAUAAUGCUUCCUCCAUCCCAGAGGGAGUUUAAGGAUAUAUAUGUUGUCUUUGAACUGAUGGAAUCUGAUCUUCACCAAGUUAUCGAGGCAAAUGAUGAUCUCACCCCGGAGCAUCACCAAUUUUUUCUGUAUCAGCUCCUCAGAGCGUUAAAAUAUAUCCAUUCAGGUCAAUCUCCUUUGUGUUAGUUCAUCUGUGAAGUCGGUCAGAGUGCGAUUGCGGUAUCUUUGCUGAUAUUUCCUGUUGCUCAUUUGCAGCUAAUGUUUUUCAUCGGGACCUGAAGCCAAAAAAUAUCCUUGCUAAUGCCGAUAGCAGGCUGAAGAUUUGUGAUUUUGGGCUGGCACGAGUAUCAUUCAAUGAUUCUCCGUCAACUAUUUUCUGGACUGUACGUGACUCUUUCUUGGUGUUCAAGUCCAAUUCUGGCCUUUUGAUAUCGAGUUGCAUUCAACAGCGUUUAAUUUUUUGUUUCUCGCUCUAUCCUUGUGGAUAGCCCUGAUAUCAAAUCUUAAUCCUCUUUUCCCUCAUAGGAUUAUGUGGCAACCAGAUGGUAUCGCGCUCCUGAGCUUUGUGGUUCCUUUUACUCCAACGUAAGUCGUGAGUUGCUUUUUCAUAAGAGAAGAGUUGUUAUUAAGUUUAGUCUGAGUGUGAUACAGUAACUAAAGUUAAUAUUUUUCCCUGCAAAGAUGUUGCAUUGACACGGUAAUUAGUAUAUUGGAUCUUUUUUCUGCAUAAUGCAUAAUAUACUAGGAAAGCUGCAAUCCAUUUCUGACGUAGGAUUGCAUGAUCUCGGCAAAGCCUGUGCGGCCAAAACGUGUGGUUCUGCUUGAAUGGUGAGAAGCGGGUCUGGGAAAAACGAGGCGUUUGGUGGGGUGGUGGGUGGACAGGAAUAGACUACAAAAGUUAGUGCCUGGCCAGUUGAACACCAGGCCAUUUCGGGCCUAUUUUUACGCCUAGAAAUUUUAUUUUAGGAUCGUACAAUGUGGGGUCCCCCUAUUUUUACGUAUUUGGGUGAUCAAUCAAAUUUGGUACUUAUCACACAGAUUUAAGAUCUUAGUUUCCAUGUGGUCACUGUAGAGUUCCCCACCACUUAUUUGCGACUGUUCAUUUGGAUGGUUCACGACUAUCGAUGCACAUCUAUAGAUGAUGACUCAUGUGGGAAGCUAACCACGCGUAUAAUGCAUCUGCCUCAACAGUAUACACCUGCGAUCGACAUUUGGAGCAUAGGCUGCAUAUUUGCAGAGCUGCUAACCGGAAGGCCGUUAUUCCCUGGUAAGAGCGUAGCUCACCAAUUGGAGCUUAUUACCGAUCUACUUGGCACUCCCUCAGCAGUGUCCAUUGCAAAGGUUGGUAUCUCUCUGUUCUGUAGUUUCAGAUUUUUUUUCAUUUGUAUAUUUAUAACUAUUGGUAUGCUUUAUGAAGCUGGUAGUAGAGGCCAAUUACAACAUAAAUCACUUACUGUUCUACUUGGGGUUGCUUCUAAAAUGUGCAGAUCCGCAAUGAAAAGGCUUCUAAAUAUUUGAGAAACAUGCGGAAGAAGAACGCCAUUCCUUUCUCAAGAAAAUUCCUGAAUGCAGAUCCUUUGGCUCUUCAUCUACUUCAAGGAUUACUUGCGUUUGAUCCCAAGGAUAGACUUACUGCUGAAGAGGUAAGAUGUUGAGGUUUUGAACGUUUCUGAACCUGAUCUGCAUGAUGAAUGCAACCCUCGAAUAUAUCAUUCGUCUAUCUUAAUAAAAUGACUUGAGCUUGCUAAACUUGGUUAGAAUCGAAUUUCGGUGAUUUCCGCAUCUUCAACUUUUACGACUUUUACGACCAGACUUGGUUUUAAGAGUAUGAAAGCAGAUAUUCAUCGGCCAGAAUUUAUCUUUGUUGUCUGCACUCCUUAAAAUCAACAGCUAUUUAGUUUUGUUUAACGUGCUUUCCAAGUGAUUUUGAAUGAUAUCUGUUAUAGUAAAUUUUAUACGUAGCAUCUUUUUUCCCUUGGGAUCCGUGUUGAACGAGGCAAGUGUUUACUUGGACAUAAACAUGUUGACCCUACAAUGGAAAGGACCCAUUUUUGGGCUUGUGAUUCUGAUUCUCUGUUCAAACUCCUCUGUAGGCCCUUGCCCAUCCGUAUUUCCAUGGCUUAGCAAAUGUGAACGCUGAACCUGUAAUGAGGCCCAUUUCUAAAGCAGAAUUUGAUUUUGAGAGGAGGAAAUUGACAAAAGACGAUGUACGGGAACUGAUUUAUCGAGAGGUAGUAAAAUCUGUUUUACCAUCUUCUCAUAGGUAUGCACCAUUCGUGCACCUUUCUUAUGUUUAA